Molecule: messenger RNA, 3539 nt
Organism: Anopheles cruzii
Lineage: Eukaryota; Metazoa; Arthropoda; Insecta; Diptera; Culicidae
Gene: Arpc2
Product: probable actin-related protein 2/3 complex subunit 2
Exons: 7
Coding region: 691-1605 (304 amino acids)
Biological process (GO): Arp2/3 complex-mediated actin nucleation; actin filament polymerization
Cellular component (GO): actin cytoskeleton; Arp2/3 protein complex
Molecular function (GO): actin filament binding; structural constituent of cytoskeleton
Source: RefSeq, a predicted model, not a curated record
UCCGGCACGAAUGCAGUGCCUAGAUCGUGAGCACCGCCGCUUGUGCUUCGAUUACACCCAAACCAGCCCCUGCUGUCCAGGCGGCACACGCGUAGGUGACACCACGAGAUCCGAACGAAGCGAACUCCCUCGGGUGCGGAGCGGACGGAAGUGAGAAACGCGUUUUUAUCUAUUGUGCGUCCGGCUGUGCGUGCGGGUGUGUGUGUGUGUAGCUGUUUGUAGAACCAACCGAGUGGAUGCUCCAGGGUGACAAGCCGCAGGCAGGCGAAACACACGGGUUCAUCGUUCGGCGAUCGUCGUCGGGGGAAGCGGUUAAAUCCAAUAAAAUAGUUGUUUCUCGCGAACGCCCAAGCGGCGAUUUGUGCUUCGCAUAAGUUGCAUAGCGGUGCACUGCACGAAAAGCCGAAGAAACUGAAUCGGUGGGGGCGAGUGUGUGUGUGUGUGUGUGCGAGUCCCACUAGAAUCAAUGUUCGAUGCUGCGUGAGAUCACGCAAAAGGAGUGGCAAAACAGCGGCAGUGUAAAGCGCAGCAAAAAAGUGGCCGGACCAAGCCGAUACUGCAGCAGCUAGCCAGCGAUCGGAAACAGAAGAAAAGUAACAGCUCUGGCUCUAGCCUACUCUGCUGCUCGUCACCAACACAGACAGCUACACCCGGUCCGAAGGAGCUGCUUGGCUACUUGGAUGAGCAAAAAUGAUUCUGCUAGAGAUCAAUAAUAGGAUUGUGGAGGAAACGCUAACAGUCAAGUUCAAAAAUGCAAUCGCUGGAAACAAAGCGGAAUCAAUCGACGUGACAGUGGCAGACUUCGAUGGCGUGUUAUUUCAUAUUUCCAACAUCAAUGGAGACAAAACAAAAGUUCGAACAAGUAUAUCGCUAAAGUUCUACAAGCAGCUGCAGGAGCACGGUGCGGACGAACUACUGAAGCGAGAGUAUGGCGAGCUACUGGUCGCUCCCGAGGACGGCUACAAUGUUUCGGUGCUGGUCGAUCUGGAAAACAUUCCGGAAAACUGGGAAGAAACGGUCCGAAGGAUCGGGCUGCUGAAGCGCAACUGUUUCGCGUCCGUGUUCGAGAAGUACUUCGACUACCAGACGCAGGGUGAAGGCGAGGGCGAAGGCCAGAAGCGAGCGGUAAUCAACUAUCGGAAUGAUGAAACGAUGUACGUUGAAGCCAAACCGGAUCGCGUAACGGUCGUGUUCAGCACGAUAUUUCGUGACGAGGACGACGUGGUGUUAGGUAAAGUGUUCAUGCAAGAGCUACGCGAAGGCCGAAGAGCAUCGCACACGGCACCGCAAGUAUUAUUCUCCCAUCGGGAGCCACCACUAGAGCUGGCCAAUACCGGCGCCAGGGUUGGUGAAAACAUCGGCUACGUUACGUUUGUUCUGUUCCCGAGGCACACUGCGACGGAAACGCGCGACAACACGAUCAAUUUAAUCCAUAUGUUUCGUGAUUAUUUGCAUUAUCAUAUUAAGUGUUCGAAAGCUUACAUUCAUUCGCGGAUGCGAGCAAAGACUUCGGAAUUCUUAAAGGUGCUCAAUCGCGCUCGACCUGAGCCAAAAAUUACGGAAAAGAAAACAAUAACUGGUCGAACAUUCAUCCGGAAGGAAUGAUUCUAGAACUCGUCGGACGUCUAGUUGUUAAAUGUGUAAGUAUAAAAAAGUAACAAAACAAAGAAAGUGUGAACAAAAUUAAGGCGGCGUGGCAAAACAGAAUGAGUGCGAUAAAAAUGAUAAAAUCUUGGUAAAUUCUCUGCUCCGCUCGACUCGGCGGAUACAUUAUUUUGCUGCAUAUACUAACGAAAUAGUAAUAAAACGGAAGAAGUAACACACAGAGCCAGAAGAAGAGCGCGGCAAAACAUUUCGUCUCGACUGAUCGCAAUACUUAUGGCGGCGAUUCGGCCGUUUAUCGUCCCCGAAGAAACAGGGUCGGAAGAGUCUUGCGACGCGCAUAACGACGGUCCCUAGGCGCGAACACACGUUGGCUGCAUUUUGUCUAGGAAAAAUAAUACCUACUAGAGAAAUCUACGAUAAAACGCGAACGCGGACAAAACAGUGAGAACAUCUUCACCAUUCACGUCUCUUGUCUGGGAAAUUAGCAAAACUCGGCACUCACCACGAACGAUCGAUGAACGUGAAAGUAAUUUUAUAAAAACUGAAGAGUAAAAUGGACAAUGCAUGCAAAAGGCGCCACCGGAAAGGAGCACCAAGGAUCAGCGGCAAGGCAUAUUUUAAAGGCGCGAACACAAGAAGAGAGACAGAACUCAACACGCUUGUGACUCACGGUUGGUGGAAGUCACCAGAAGAAGAUGGAGAUAACACGUUACUUUAGGUUCUGCUAGACAAACUGUUCUUAGAAAAAUAUCUACUUUGUAGCAAGGUUCCAAAUUAAUCGCACAAACCAGGUAAUGAAGUGCUGCGACCACGAGAGAGACCGCCGUUGGAACCGCAAAAUUCCCACUAAUCGAUCAAUUUGAAAGCUGUGCCGCUCUCUCGAGGGCUCAGCUCGUUACAUGCCGUUCCAGGUGGGCCGAAAGAUGUAGAGAUUGUUUGUAGCUAAACCGCGCUAAGCACUAAGAAUUUGGGAGACGGUGUUAGAGAGACAGAGAGCUAGUUAAGAACCGAGCUGCGAAACGGUCAAGAAUCGCAAGGCAAUACCGACGGUGGGGGGUUGUAGUGCCGCGCCACACAGAGCGUCGCCUGGAGCGUUCGGGGAAGCGAAGCGUGCACUAUUUUCCUUAUUCUCUAUUACCAAAUCACACCGAAUGUUGUUUACCAAGUACACUACUUCUACUAUCCGACUAUUACUUGUAGCCUUUAGAAGCGAGAAGAGAAAAGAGAGUGGACAAACAUGACUAAUAACAUGACUGUCCCCCCUAAUGCGACAGUGAUGAACUAAAACGCGAGCAGUGAACCUGGGGGUCGCCGAUCUGCGGCCGCCGCUGUGUUACGGUAGUGGUGUGUGGUUACUUGCAAACGUUUCUUUUCAGUCCACAGUCUAUGCCCUCUGAACGGCUGCGAGAUCGCGGCGGAAUCGCCAUGAGACCGAAAAACAAUCUUCCAACACACACUAUCGGCAUAUUUGAAGGAGGUAGCAAUUUGAAUGCCCCACGAGAACUAAGAGUGAAAGCUGAUGUGCAUUUAUUAUCACGACACUAAUCUUUGACCUUCCGUGGGUCGCACGAGAUUAGUUUAGUACCCUCGGUUGCCCGGCGUGGGACGAUAAAUCAAAUUGCGCCAAAAUGGACAUCAACUGCAAAAGAGAAAAAGAAAGUGUAUUAUAAUCUAAUUCCCUUCUAGCUAGAGAGAAAGAACGACGGUUGCAAAUAUUAUUAUUAGUUUUCGGAGUUUCGUUUCGUAUUGACACGCCACUUUCGCCCGCUACUUGCGCUGUGGACUUGCGGCCAACGCAACGCGUGGUCGAUAGGAUCAGGUUUUUGGGCGUGGUGCAAAGCGAGAAAUGAUACAAAUUGCGUUACAAACUAGAUACCUAGGGGCCGCCGCCGCCCUACGCGUCAUCAUAAUCUAAUCAUCAACACAUCCCGGAA